Closterium sp. NIES-65 is the source of this 3720-nucleotide messenger RNA. The record is from the annotation of a GenBank genome assembly. Lineage: Eukaryota; Viridiplantae; Streptophyta; Zygnematophyceae; Desmidiales; Closteriaceae.
AUGGCGGUGGUGGACGAGGCGCGCGCGGAGGCGAUGAACGAGCAACGGUGGAGAACGGUGGAGGAGGAGACGGUUCUAUCGUGUACCACGUUCAACGUGCUUGCGCCGAUCUACAAGAGAAUGGGUGUCGAGAGUGAGAGGGAGAGCGCGUGUCAGCAUGUAUGGCGGGAGCGCAAUCAGGAGAUAUUGAGAACGUUGCUCGAUACCAAGUCUUCCAUCCUGUGCUUGCAGGAGUGUUGGCUGGCCAAUCCGGAGUGGGUAGACAUGUACGACACAGCGUUACAGGGUGCGGGUUACCAGCUUCUCAAGCUGCCUCGCACAAACGCCAGGGGAGAUGGCCUCAUGAUGGCAGUGAGAGCAUCUGAGUGGGAGGUGGUAGACCACCAUCCGCUGUGCUUCAACGACUGUGGCGACCGGGUGGCACAGAUUGUAUACAAGCUCCUGGAGCGCAUUGAUGGGUACAGAGAGGAGCACCACGCCGGGGCACUGCCCGUCGUACUCUGCGGGGACCUGAACGGCACGAAGCAAGGCAACGUGUACAAGCUUCUCAGGGCGCACGGCUUUGUCUCCUCCUUUGACUCGGCACACCACCACAGCGAUGACGACGAGCAGUGGGUGAGUCACCGCAACCACCACGGCAAUCUGUGCGGGGUGGACUAUGUGUGGGUGCUCAACCCAGAGCAGCACCAACGAACGCUUGCAGUCAACUGGCGGACGGCGGUUUUCGGCCUUAUUAGGUCCAAGCUCGCUUCGACCGGCAUCACCAAUGCUGAAGCAGCCUUUGACUUUUUCCUGCGGGCGGGUGAAGGGGGCGCGGCAGAGGGGCGGGCUGCAGGGGAACAGGCGGCUGCUGCUUUCAGUAUGGCCGAUUUUCAGAGGAGUCUGGACCGACUGGGGUUGACUGGCGUUGACUCCAUUGGACUGACGCGCAUAGAGGUGGAGGAGCUGAUGCGGUCCGCUGACUGCCAGGGGAAGGGCUGCGUUGACUUUGAAGACUUCAAGGCUCUCUUUGACCAGCCCACGUGGGAUGACACCGUGGCUGCUCUCAGACACUCUCUUGCCACGUCAUGUUCUGUCAACUCACUUCCACCACCUGCUGACUCAACUGCAGCGGGUGCUGCUGACGUUCACAGAACCGCCUCUGACAUCAGCAGUGCCUCGAGUGACAUCAACAUUGCAUCAGCUGACAUCAGCAGUUCCUCGAGUGACAUCAGCAGCAGCCUCGCCUCUGGUUCUCUCCAGUUCCACCCUUCCCCACAACCAUCACAGCCCCUGUCCCCAUCCUCCCAUUUCUCCCCUUUCCCAUCAUCACCACCCUUGUGUGCAUCUCCCCCCUCACUCCUCUUCCGUUCCCCCCUCCUUCACUCGCUCCCUCGCACUCGCACUCACUCCCUCCCUGUCAUGACUUGCUCCUCCCCAUCCUCCUCUCUCACCUCCUCCUCUUCACCACCCACGCACUCCCGCUGCUUAUUCCCAUUGGCGGAACCUUCCAUGCAGCUUCCUCAUCUGCACCUCUUUAGCCAUCUCCCGCUCUUUAGCAAGGCAGUUGCUCUUCAGAUUCACUCAAUGGGGGAAGGUGGGAAAACAGAGGGAAGAGUGGGAGGGACGACCGAGGGGAGGGUGAAGGAGCAGCUGGGUAGUGGAACGAUGCGAGGGAGCAGUGGAAGGGAGGGAGGGAGCAUGCAGCUGCAAGGUGCAUUGAAUCUGGACGUGCUGCAAGCAACCCUGUUCCCAAGGGCCAUGGAGGAGGGCGUGUGGCCGGAAGACUACACCAUUUCUGACCAUGCUGUGCUCACUCGCCAUCGACGGGUCGUCGCGACAGAUGACGCGGAUGGCGGCGCGAAGGCGACUCCAUCGAACAGCCUCGGCGUCAAGUACGGCAGCGGCUAUAACUCCGCCGCGCCUUACGUCGCCGCUGGCGUGACGGCGAUUACCAUUCCGCCCGACGUCGGCGCUCCGCAACUGGCGCUGAAAUCUCCGCACGCUGGCGCAAAGUUUUGGCGCAAGGUGCUGCGGUCGCCGGGGUUUAAAGACAUGGCGCGGAAGAGAGCCGCGCAGCAGCGGAGCAUGUCGUUUCAGCAGUUCGACCUGCUACAGUUAACUCGCGCUACAAGGAACUUCAGUAAGCAGAACUUUAUCGGAAAAGGAAGCACGUCCGAGGUUUACCGAGGCGCGGGGCCCAACGGAGCGCAGUGGGCGGUUAAGAGAUCCGUUUGGCGGCAAGGGGGCGGGGAUGGCCCCAUGCUGACGUUUCGCCCGGCAAACCUGGCGGCUUAUGCGGAGCUAGAAGCGGAUUUCAUCUUCAGCGCGAAGUCUAUGGCGGUACUAUGCCAUCAGAAUGUGAUUCAACUGCUGGGUUACUGUUUCGAGUGCGGCGAGAGGGUGCUUAUAUACGAGUUCGUGGGCGGUCCGAGUUUGGAGUCGAUGAUUUUCGGGAACACCGACGUGUGGAAAGAGAAAAUUACGAUGUGGAGAAGGGGUUCGCGAAACGCUCGCGCGCUCAUGGACCUCGGGGUUGUCGCGGAGGGCGAGGAGGAAGGAAUACCGUUCGAUUUCCUGCACAGGCUGCUGAUCGCCGUUGAUAUUGCCGAGGCGGUCGCGUACCUGCACACGGAGUUCCCUAGGCCGUAUUUACUAGAGGGGUUGCAUCCGAAAAACAUUUUUUUCGACACGAACGGCGUUCCCAAGGUGGGCAACAUCGGGCGGAUGAAAGUUUUGAUGUCCCGAGACAUCACUGGCGGCGCGAGCAUGCUGGGCGGGUUACCACACGCGCCGACGCUCGCAACCAGUGGUUACAUCGACCCCAGUUUCAACAUAACUAGGAAAUCGUCGCCGCCCAAUGACGUGUACGCGUUUGGCGUUAUCCUCCUGCAGAUCUUCACCGGCCGCCCAGCCGUGAUUGAGAACGAGCCUGGCGAAGCUACCGCGAAGCUGGACCUAGGCACGUGGGUCUCGAAGCGCCUUAGGUCGGGAGGAGACACCGGCAUAGGGAGUAUAGUGGAUCCGCGGCUCGGCACCGCCUACCCUGCUGACGUCAUUCGGAGAGUGUUACAGGUUGGGCUGGACUGUCAGCUUUUCCCCGCUAAGAAACGCCCCGCUAUGAAAAGGGUUGCUGAGCGGCUAUUGGCUAUUCAUGAGGAGUUGGUUAAGGAGGGUGGGGUGGUGGUGGUGGACAUUCCCGAACCUGAGCCCGAGGCCGGGGAAUUCGUGGUUGGGGAGGAGGAAGGGGGGAAGGUGAGUGUAGGAGAGAAGUUGGGGGAGAGGGUGGCGGAGGUUCGUGGGGAGGAGAUAGGGGAGGGGGUGGCAGAGGUUCGUGGGGAAGAGAUGGGGGAGGGGGUGGUGGAGGUUCGUGGGGAGGAGAUGGGGGAGGGGGUGGCGGAGGCUUCUAGAAAGGAGACGGGAGAGGGGGCGACGGAGGUUAGUGGGGAGGCGAUGGGGGAAGUUACUGGGAAGGUGGAGAGAGAAGGGGGAGGUGAGAAAGAGAGUGAGGAGGGGAUAAGGAAGGAAGACGCAGGGGAGAGGGGCAAUGUGGGAGAUUCGGGUGUGGGGGGGGAUAGCAGCGAAGAAGCGAAAGGGAGUGAGGAGGCAGAGGAUCGGAAGAGAGGCAAGAAGGGGAAGAAGGAGAAGAAGGAGAAGAAGGAUAAGAAGGAGAAGAAACGGAAGGAGGAGGAUCAAGCAGAGAGGGAGCAAGUGGAGGUUGGGGUGGAUAGCAACGUGUAG